GCCUUAUCAAAGUUUACUUCAGUUAGCCGGCAAGGUUUCUUAUAAAAGAACUUUUUUACAAAAACGGAACUAUGCAGUAGUUAGUUAUACCACUGAUAUUUAUACUCAUUUGAAAAGAAAUCCGAAUUUUAAAGAACUUUCGCAAAAUGACAUCAAAUUUUUUCAAUCAAUUUUAUCACCCAGUGAAUUAAUUGUAGACAAUGGUAAUAAUCAAGAUGAUUUAUUACCUUAUAAUACCGAUUGGAUGAAAAAAUAUAGAGGAAAAUCAAAAUUAAUAGCAAAACCUAAGACUACUGAACAAAUUGCAAAGCUAGUCAAGUAUUGUAAUGAAAAAAAAUUGGCUAUCGUACCUCAAGGUGGAAAUACUGGUCUUGUUGGUGGUGGUGUACCAGUAUUUGAUGAAAUUAUUAUUAGUACCAAUAAUCUAAAUAAAAUAAGAGAUUUUGAUCCUAUAUCUGGUACUCUCGUAUGUGAUUCUGGUUGUAUUCUUGAGGCUCUUGAUAGUUAUCUUGCUGAACGAGGUUAUAUGGUACCAUUGGAUUUAGGGGCCAAAGGCAGUUGCAAUAUUGGUGGUAAUGUUGCAACGAAUGCUGGCGGAUUGAGAUUAUUGCGGUAUGGUUCUCUACAUGGCAAUGUAUUAGGAUUGGAAGUGGUGCUUCCAAAUGGAACCAUAUUAGAUAAUCUUUCUACACUUCGUAAAGAUAAUACUGGUAGGAUAUGGAUAUUUGAUACUAUUGUGUGCUAUGAUCUUAAACAGUUAUUCAUCGGCUCAGAAGGUACGCUGGGUAUAAUUACUGGGGUUUCAAUUUUAACACCAAGGCGUCCCAAGUCGGUUAACGUUGCUGUAUUUUGCUUAAACUCUUUUCAAAAUGUUCAAGAAGCAUUUAUCAUAUCCAAAGGAGAGUUAACGGAAAUUUUAUCAGGUGUUGAAUAUGAAGUUCUUAAAAUUUCUUUUGAAUUUUGGGAUAUUCAUUCGCUUAGACUGGUAAAAAAUCAUCUCUUUCAAGAAACAAAAUUUCCUUUAGAAGACAAAUACCCUUUUUACGUUUUAGUUGAGACUAGUGGUUCCAAUAAGGAUCACAACGAAGAAAAACUUCACAAUUUUAUGGAAAUUUUAAUGGAAAAAGGAGUUGUCGAAGAUGGUGUUGUCGCACAAGACAAUACACAACUUCAAAAUCUAUGGUCAAUUAGAGAAGGGAUACCUGAAGCUGGUAGUAAGUCUGGUUCUGUAUAUAAAUAUGAUCUAUCUAUACCAGUGCCAGUUUUCUACAACAUAGUCGAAGAUGUAAGCAAGAAGUUAAAGGAUGCUGGUGUAUUUGGCAAGGAUAAACUUGUAACGGAUGUUAUGGGGUAUGGUCACAUUGGUGAUGGUAAUAUACACUUAAAUAUCGUUGCAAAAUCAUACACCCAUGAGAUAACCAAAUUGUUAGAGCCUUAUAUCUACGAAUGGACAGAAAAACACAAAGGAUCUAUAUCAGCAGAGCAUGGUUUAGGUCUAAUGAAAGCUGAUUGUAUAGGAUAUUCUAAAUCGCAGAAAAUGAUCAACAUUAUGAAGCAGAUAAAACAAAGUAUUGAUCCAAACGUCUCAAUUGGCAGUGAAACCAUACAAAAUCCUGCUAUUGAGAAAAGGAUAGCUGACACGUAUAUUGGUACUACCAAGCUUAUUGAUAAAAGAUUACCCGUGAUUACUGGAGCCAUUAUACCAGUUCUACAAAUAAAUAUAUAG
This is a messenger RNA of Dentiscutata erythropus, 1726 nucleotides long. The record is from the annotation of a GenBank genome assembly. NCBI's taxonomy places the organism in Eukaryota, Fungi, Glomeromycota, Glomeromycetes, Diversisporales, Gigasporaceae.